GUCGUGGCCAGAUUUCAACCCCCACGGCCAUCGCCUGUAUAAAAGUAUCGUAGUCUCGGGAUCUCAGGACAGAUUUGCCUUGCACGGCUAACAGAAACAGCAUUCGCGACAACUUUUCUAAAGAAACGAAGGAAACAGCAUGACAUCGAUAAAAUAUGUACUGAUCUUAAUUGUGAUGCUGGGACUCACGUACCGUACACUGGGAACAACUGAAGAUUCUUACAGGAACCUGUUGGGAAUGAAUUUUCCAUACGGCAGAGGAAUGAACAAUGAUUUGCAACUUGCAAGAAUCCUGUUGCCACCCUGCCUCUGCCACAAUAAGCGCAACUCCGAACUUAUCAACUCGCUGUUGGGCUUACCGAAGAACAUGAACAACGCUGGAAAGUAAAAUCACUAACGUUUACUGGCAACGAUACACUUUUAUUUAAUGUAUACAUUUCAGAGAAGCUUCUAAGCUUGUAACAUACUGAAUUCAAUAAACUAGAAGAAUUAUA
Molecule: messenger RNA, 494 nt
Organism: Frieseomelitta varia
Lineage: Eukaryota; Metazoa; Arthropoda; Insecta; Hymenoptera; Apidae
Gene: Pdf
Product: pigment-dispersing hormone peptides
Exons: 3
Coding region: 140-388 (82 amino acids)
Biological process (GO): response to light stimulus
Cellular component (GO): extracellular region
Molecular function (GO): hormone activity
Source: RefSeq, a predicted model, not a curated record